Messenger RNA from Musa acuminata AAA Group (dessert banana), 625 nucleotides. Its product is annotated as large ribosomal subunit protein eL22z-like. The transcript has 2 exons. Gene Ontology annotation, cellular component: ribosome. Lineage: Eukaryota; Viridiplantae; Streptophyta; Magnoliopsida; Zingiberales; Musaceae. Gene Ontology annotation, molecular function: RNA binding; structural constituent of ribosome. The coding region runs from base 56 to 451 and encodes 131 amino acids. Gene Ontology annotation, biological process: cytoplasmic translation. The record is from RefSeq and is a predicted model, not a curated record.
GCCGCUCCGAAACCCUAACGUCAAGAGGAGCGGCGGCUUUGCUUCGACAGAGAGGAUGAGUCGUCGGGGCAGCGGAGGGACGGCGGCGGCUACCGCGAAGGGCGGGAAGAAGAAAGGUUCGACCUUUGUCAUCGACUGCGCGAAGCCGGUGGAGGACAAGAUCAUGGACAUCGCCUCGCUGGAGAAGUUUCUCCAAGAGCGGAUUAAGGUGGCCGGCGGCAAGGCCGGCGCCCUCGGCGACGCCGUCACCGUCACCCGAGACAAGAGCAAGAUCACCGUCACCUCCGAGGGUCCUUUCUCCAAGAGGUACUUGAAGUACCUGACAAAGAAGUAUCUGAAGAAACAUAAUGUACGGGAUUGGCUUCGAGUCAUUGCUUCUAACAAAGACCGCAGCAUCUAUGAGCUGCGGUACUUCAACAUUGCAGAGAACGAGGGUGAAGAGGAAGAUUGACUGAUGUAUCUUGCUUAGUGGGUUAAUUUUCAAAAUUCAGAAGGUUCAUUUUGUUUCUCAUUUAUGUCCAAACUCUUAUCUAUACAUUUUUGACUUCAGAGGACUGCAUUUCUAGUGUCUGUUUAAUGGUAAUUCGGUUAAAAGUUGCGAGUUGCACAUUUCUCGCAAUGCCAA